Amoebophrya sp. A120 is the source of this 2145-nucleotide messenger RNA. NCBI's taxonomy places the organism in Eukaryota, Dinophyceae, Syndiniales, Amoebophryaceae. The record is from the annotation of a GenBank genome assembly.
AGCAGCAGCUUCGAUUCGACCUGGAUCCACCCUUUGGAUUUCUAAUCGUGAAAAAUAGUGUAACAGCUCCUCAUGCUGCUCAUGUUUGAUCACUGUACUUUUUGAAGAUGCGACCGACAUGCAAGAAGUAGGACGAGAUCCUAAGCCAAAAUAAGACACCAGAGUUCUUUCGCGAUCAGUCUGUUUUCAUAUCAAUUUCGGAUGCACUACAUCCACUUCUACUUUUUCUGCGUAUGAGUUUCCCGCUCGGUCUUUUCCUCCACUCGCCCUCCUUCGGUUCCCUGUCCCAAUUUCAACUCCUUCUCACCGAAAGACUAGCCUUCUUCCACCUACUCGUAAGUUGCCUGGACAAGAUUUGAGGAACAACAUUAAGCACCACCAGAUCAUCAUUUUUAUACGACCACAAGCACCAUAACAUAGCAAGAUCAUGGCGCCCACCUCCGACAAGAAGGGUACCGCGCACAUCGGUGCGGAUAUCACUGAGAUUGCGGAAAUUUGCCUGGUCCCCGGCGACCCGUUACGAGCGAAGUACAUUGUGGAGAACUACCUCGAGGAUUACAAGCAGGUCACGUCGGUCCGAAACUGCUUAGGCUACACGGGGUACUACAAUGGGGUAAGGCUCUCCGUCGUCGCCUCUGGAAUGGGCGCCGCCGGGGCGAGCAUUUACUUUUCCGAGUUGAUCGACUACUACAAUGUGAAGGUGUUAAUCCGGAUUGGGUCGUGUGGAACGCACUUGGCGCCCAAGGUGAAGAUAUGAAUUGCAAAAGUAUCGUACUCGUAUGAUAAAUGCAUUACAAAUUUUCCCAGCAUGAGAAAUGAAAUUUGUAAUGCGGAUUUACCUCAAGUCAAAGAUUUGUAAUGCAAAACUUGCAUUUAUACGAGUGCGAUAUUUUUGCACAGGAUAGAAGAUGGGAGAUUUGAUCUUGGCGAUGACGGCAGGGACGGAUAGCAAGUACAGGAUGACUUUUAUUUUUGUGAUGUGCUGGAUCUUAUUUGAUUACGAUUAGUAAUACGUGCAGUUCGGUAUCUUUUACGCAUAUAGAGAUGUACGGGUUUUUAUGCGGUAGUUUUUCAUGCGUGUCCUCCUGCAACACAACUACAAAAACACUAUGUAUAAAAUCAGAAUGAACCGCACCCGUCUGCUCGACCACGACCAUGCCGUAUGCUGUGACUUCGAGCUUCUUAAAACGUGCACCGAAUCCUGCGACAAAAUUUUAGCCGAGAACGCGAAAAUAUCCUGUGCAAAAGUAUCGUACUCGUAUUGCACUCAUGCAUUACAAAUCUUUUCCUUGAGGUAGAUCAUCAUUACAAAUUUUCUUUCUCAUGCUAAGGAAAGUUGUAAUGCAUUUAUAUAUACGAGUGCGAUAGUACUUUUGCAGUUCAUAGAGAAACGAAAAUUACCAUGUCGGGAAGAUUUUCACCUCGGAUUUCUUUUACCACCCGCAGGAACAGACACUCUACCCGCUGUUGAAAAAGCACAACUACCUCGGGAUCGAGAUGGAAUGCUCCAGUCUCUAUGCCUGCGCGAGUGAGCGGAACGCAAGGGCGCUGACCAUUUGCACGGUGACGGACGAAAUUCACUUGGUAGACAACACGGGGCCUAAUGCGGCCAGCACGCCGUACAAACUGGAAUUUAAGGGGUUGUCUUCUGCGGAGAGGGAACAGAAAUUGCGAUCCAUGAUGCAGAUUGCGCUGGAUACGGUGGUGAAAACCGUGCACAAGGGGUUGUAAGUAACACACUCAACGAGAAGGACCAAUUCCAAUUCAUGUUGCUGAAACGCAUGAUGCGCAGAUGAUGGAAUGUUUGUAACUAAAGCAAGCACAUGGCACGACGACUACGAUAUUAGAUACGAUUCUUCUAUACCACGCACAAGCGUUGUGAAAAAAACACGACCUUCGACUUUGUUUUUCACGAUUUUUUGAAUUAGUGGCAAUUACACAUAGCGAUGGCGCUCAUUCGAAUUAGACUUUUCAUUCGAGGGGGAAUUUUCUGGUGCAGCAGGGAAUUUUUAAUGUCGAAACUACAGCUUGUGCUUGUGAUUAUACGCGAGGACUACUAUUGAUUGCAACAUGUUGGAAUUUCUACGGCGCUGUCACUGAUGAACUUGAAUAAACCAGAAACGUACGUCAGGGAAUACGAUUGAU